Periophthalmus magnuspinnatus is the source of this 750-nucleotide messenger RNA. It is a transcript of the gene eef1b2, whose product is annotated as eukaryotic translation elongation factor 1 beta 2. The transcript has 7 exons. Gene Ontology annotation, cellular component: cytosol; eukaryotic translation elongation factor 1 complex. Gene Ontology annotation, molecular function: translation elongation factor activity; guanyl-nucleotide exchange factor activity. Gene Ontology annotation, biological process: translational elongation. The coding region runs from base 47 to 739 and encodes 230 amino acids. The record is from RefSeq and is a predicted model, not a curated record. Lineage: Eukaryota; Metazoa; Chordata; Actinopteri; Gobiiformes; Gobiidae.
GGCUCCUCCUCGGUCUCUUCCUUCUUCUCGCCGCCGCAACAAGACUAUGGGCUUCGGUGAUCUCCGCUCCGCCUCCGGGCUCAAAGUGCUUAACGACUUCCUCUCGGAGCGCAGCUACAUCGAGGGGUUCGUUCCGUCUCAGGCCGAUGUCGCUGUGUUUGAGGCCCUCUCUGCAGCGCCCCCUGCUGACUUGUGCCAUGCCCUGCGCUGGUACAAUCACAUCAAGUCCUACAGCAGCAGCAAGGCCGGUCUACCUGGAGUGAAGAAGCCUUUGGGUCAGUAUGGUCCAGCAGGUGUGGCUGACAGCACAGACUCCGUCCCCAAAGUCCCAGCAGCCAGUAAGGACGAAGACGAGGAUGAUGACCUCGACCUGUUUGGUUCAGAGGAAGAGGAGGAUGAAGAAGCCGCUCGUAUCAAAGAGGAGAGAUUGGCUGCUUACGCUGCUAAGAAGUCAAAGAAGCCUGCGGUCAUUGCAAAGUCAUCAAUCCUUCUGGACGUGAAGCCAUGGGACGACGAGACGGACAUGAAGAGGAUGGAGGAGUGUGUGAGGACCAUCCAGAUGGACGGGCUGGUCUGGGGACAGUCAAAACUGGUCCCAGUCGGAUAUGGCAUCAAGAAACUACAGAUCAACUGUGUGGUGGAAGAUGACAAGGUGGGCACAGACAUUCUGGAGGAGCAGAUCACAGCCUUCGAUGACCUGGUGCAGUCGGUCGAUGUUGCGGCAUUUAAUAAAAUCUGAAAAUAAUAAAA